This is a messenger RNA of Stegodyphus dumicola, 147 nucleotides long. RefSeq names its product chitin-binding lectin 1-like. The record is from RefSeq and is a predicted model, not a curated record. Lineage: Eukaryota; Metazoa; Arthropoda; Arachnida; Araneae; Eresidae.
CUCCCUUUUUUCCUACCUUCUCCCUUCCUCCUCCGCCCUCCUUCUCCCUCUCCCCCCCUCCCCCCCUCCCCGUCCGUCCCCCCUCCCCCCUCCCCUUCCCCUUCCCCCCCCUCUCCCCCUUCCCCCUCCCCCUUCCUCUCCUCUCCU